AAACAAAAAAUCAAACCAACCAACAAAGAAAAACAAACCAAAAAUGCAAAAACAACAAGAAAAUGAAGAGACUGCAAUGGACUCUUUGAUGUCUCCAAGUUUCAGCACUUAUUCUUCUAAUAACAUAAACGACGUCGCUGAACAGGUUAUUAACGAAAACGACUACUCGCACUCCCAAAACGACAAAGAUGAUUUCGAAUUCGUCGCGUUUCCAAAAACUGCUGAUGAGGUUUUCUCCGAUCACCACCGCGGCAAUUCAACUCGUGGCGUCUUUCCGAUCUACAACCACAACCAAAAGAGAAAUUCUGUUAUGGCGGAGAUGAAUCCGUUACGAUAAUUGAUGAAUUCCGACGGCGACAGAAGGAAUUCCGAAGAGGUGGAUAUUUCGAUUGCGUUACGGAAAGUAACCACUGGAGAUCAGAAUCGGAAUAUUGAUCCUCCAUCGUCGUCUUCGUCUGACGUGUGGGACGAACUUGAUGCGGUUUCGCCGGAGUCGUAUUGCUUGUGGACACCUAAAUCUCCGAUAUCAUCACCGAUGGCUUCUCCGAUCAAAUGCAAGAAAAGCAAUUCAACUGGUUCGUCUUCGAAUUCCACGUCAUCGAAGCGAUGGAAGUUUCUGAGUUUACUCCGGCGUUGUAAAAGCGACGGAAAAGAAUCGAUGAUUCUCGUAACUCCGUCAUUAGAGUUUAAGAAGGAAGCGAAAGUAGAGAAUUCAAAGGUGAAAAGCGGUGGAAAAGGAAGCGUAGAGAAGAACAUUGCGAAAGUGGUGGGAAGAAAGGUUCCGGUAGCGGAGAGGAAAGUUCCGGCAGCGGUAACGGCAAUGGAAGCGUUUUAUCUAAGAAAGAAAGAGAAUAAUAGAAACUCAUAUUUACCGUAUAAGCAAGAGUUAAUUGGCUUUGGUGUUGGUUUUCAUGCUAAUAUUGGAACUGUUUGAUUCAUUUUACUUGAUAUUUUAACUUUUUCUUUUAGUUCAAAAGAAAGAGAUUAGGACUUACAUAGGUUAAUCUUAAAGGGUAUUAAUUUCUUACAAUUUUUUGGAGUAGGAAAAAAUGAAAAAGAAAAGUAAUUUUAGAUUAUUAUUUUUGUCUUUUGAUGUAAGAUUUUACAUAGAGAAAUAUAAUAUUUUUGUAAGUAUUUGAAUCGGGAUUCAUGGAAAUCCGUGUUAAUAUUUGUGGAGAGAGUAUUUGUUAUUUUGUGUGUAAUUGAGAAAUGAAUCACUUUAAUAUUCCACAACUUAGACUCAACCUUGUAAUUAGACUCACCAGAAUUGUUGAUACUAAUUUGAUUAUGGAAGUAGUGGUAGUCAUCUCACAUUAUAAGUACCAUUUUUGUUAGGAACUCAAAUAAGAUUAUUUGUAUUAUUGUUCGGGUUCUGAGGGUUUUUAAGGAUUUUAUUGCUGUUAUAAGGUAGAA
Molecule: messenger RNA, 1413 nt
Organism: Vicia villosa (hairy vetch)
Lineage: Eukaryota; Viridiplantae; Streptophyta; Magnoliopsida; Fabales; Fabaceae
Exons: 1
Coding region: 341-934 (197 amino acids)
Source: RefSeq, a predicted model, not a curated record